ACUUUUUGCGCUUUCGAAGAUCGCAAAUUUCAUCGAGCUGUGAGGCAGAGCGGAUGAAUUCACGCUUGAGCUCUGGCAUCAUUGAUAUUCAAUUCGUCUGCCAUUUCUGAAUCUAUCUCCUGGAGUUCCUAUAAUUUUAGAUAUCCCGCGGAACUCAUCCCAAAAUGUUUGCCGUCCCGGGCUGGUCAGUGCCGACAUCAGCCCUCAAGCAGCAGACAGAGGCUGGCUCGAAGUCUGUGCUGCGACAACAAAAUGCGGGAAAGCCAGGAAAUGGCGCUGGAACGCCAGACCAAAAGCCCAAGAAGAGAAAGCGUGGAGAUGGACCUGACGACAAUGUUACCAAGGCGAAUCUGGAGCUGAUGUUCCGACGACACAUCGAGGGAAACGCUGCGAAGGGCAACACAAGAAAGGAUAAGAAGAAGGAAAAGAAGUCUGGAGGAGCCGAUGGGGAUACAGGGACGGGCAUGAAUGCUAUACCAGUUGGACAGCCCAGAGUGAAUGGCUCCAAGCAAGUCGACCGGCAAGAAGCAGCGCAGGAGAAGCAAACAGAGGCCAAUGCAGACAGCCAGGAAAAUUCCCAGAAGAAGAACAAGCGACGCAAGAAGAAUAAGGAUUCUAAACCCACUGAUGAUUCCGUCAACGACCAAACAAAUGGCACCUCCGCGCCAGUUGAGCCACUCCCUGCGGCACCGCCAACGACGACAGCAAAACUGACGCCUCUGCAACAAGCGAUGCGACAGAAGCUCCUAUCUGCCCGUUUCCGCCAUCUGAACCAGACCCUCUAUACUACGCCCUCGACCGAGGCCCUUGAUCUCUUCACUGCGAACCCGGAACUCUUUGAGGAAUACCACGCUGGCUUUUCUCGUCAGGUCAAGGAAUCGUGGCCGUCCAAUCCUGUGGAUGGUUACAUCAAAGCCAUUCGGACUCGCGGUGCAGUACAUCCGAGCCAGAAGAAACAGCAGAAGGCCAACGGAAACAGCAACAGUCCUGUCCCACUUCCACGAAGGCCUAAUGGUAUUUGUACAAUUGCCGACUUGGGCUGUGGCGAUGCGCAGCUCGCUCGUUCGCUGACGCCCUCUGCCAAAAAGCUGAACCUUAAGCUCCUCAGCUACGACCUUCAUACCCCGGACCCUCUCGUCACCAAGGCUGAUAUCUCCAACCUUCCGCUCGAAGAUGGAACUGUCGACGUGGCCAUUUUCUGUCUGAGUUUAAUGGGCACAAACUGGGUGUCCUUCGUCGAAGAAGCCUGGCGGGUUCUCCGCAGCGAUGGCAAGGGCGAAUGCUGGAUUAGUGAAGUCAAGAGCCGUUUCGGCAAGGUGACCAAGAAGAAAUCCCAAAUCGGCGCCAAGAAACCGCUCAGCAAGACUCAGCAGAAGAAACAGAAAAGGAAAGGCCAGGAUGAUGCUGGUUCCGACGUCGAUGACGAUGCGGAUAUCUACGCUGAAGAUGCCCAGGAGACAGCUUCCAACAACGAUGAGACUGACGUCUCUGGCUUUGUCGAAGUCUUCCGUUCCCGAGGUUUUGUCUUGAAGCAGGAAUCAGUUGACAAGUCGAACAAGAUGUUUGUCAAGAUGGAGUUCGUGAAGCAGGGAGUGCCUACGAGGGGCAAGCAUGCCUCCUCUGCGCCAGCCGCUGGACCUCCUGGAAGGAAGUGGAUCACCAAGUUGCCAGCAGAUAAUUCGAAGACACCGGAGGAGGAAGCAAAGGUUCUCAAACCUUGUGUGUACAAAACCAGGUAGAUAUAUUGGGAUUAGACCACGAUACCCAUUGUAGACUAGAUAUCAUCUAUUCAAAAAAGCAGCAUCAUGACAGACUUUGUAGUAAAUGCGUUCUUUUUCUAUUUUCCUGACAUAAAGAGCAUCCAGCUCGUGCGGUCAUAGGUCCAAGCCUUUCCGAGAAGAGACUUCUUAGAACCCAGUCAUUAAUUACUACCCAAGG
Molecule: messenger RNA, 1938 nt
Organism: Paecilomyces variotii
Lineage: Eukaryota; Fungi; Ascomycota; Eurotiomycetes; Eurotiales; Thermoascaceae
Product: putative rRNA processing protein Rrp8
Exons: 1
Coding region: 165-1739 (524 amino acids)
Biological process (GO): rRNA methylation; ribosomal large subunit biogenesis
Cellular component (GO): nucleolus
Molecular function (GO): rRNA (adenine) methyltransferase activity
Source: RefSeq, a predicted model, not a curated record